GAAAUUCAAAAACGUUGAUAUUUGGCGCGCGGUAUGCAGAAGAACAGCUGCCUUCACACAGAGCUCGGCAUUUUCCAUUCACCCUGAAGCCAGUCAUGUAGAUGCAACACCGGGUAUAACCGAGAAACGCGUAGCCAACUUCGCGCGUUCUCUCCCCGCAAAAAGAAGAGCCCGUUUUCUCGUUAUCAGAGGUAAUUUCGUUGAAUAAAUUCCCAUAACUUGAUGAAUUCAGUAAUAAAUCAUCAAAGCUAUCAUUCUGAUUUGUUCGUGCUUCUUACCCCCGUGAGACUGAGAUAAUGUCGGAAUUGUUGGAUGGUGUAAUCCCCGAGACGCAAAGGAAGGAUGACGAGUGUCCUACGACAAAUGACCAUGAUAAGACGGAAAAUAAUUCUACGGUGAAUGAGAGUCAGGAUUUUCAUUUGAUCGCUGAAGACGAGACACAAGCCGAAUCUAUUGUCCAGGCCACCGGUGGAUCUAAGGGUGAUGUUAAUGUUGAGUCGAGUCAGCACGAGGCCAAUGCAAAAGCCCCACCAGAAGCGCGGGCUUCUGAUAAGGACAAAGCUGUUAUCGAACCCGAGAGCCCAUCUCGGCCUAUUGACAAUCAAAACCAGGAGGCUGAUGACAAUGACGAGGAUAUUAUUCAGUGCACUCCCGAGGAGAUAAUGACCCCCAGAAGAAGACAGUUGAACACUGGUGGACAGAAGAGAAAAGCUGAUGAAGAGGUGGACCAGGGUGGCAAGUUCCAAAGGACCUCUUCUAGGGAAGAUGCUCUCGCAUCAGUCAGGAAGAAACUUGAUGAGGAGUCUCAGCAAGCAGAGGUACCAGAGGCCUCCAUGACGGAUUCCCCACCGGUCCCAGGUGCUCCCCUCGAAGAAAAGCCUGUGGCCUCGACAAAACCGCAGGAGACCCUGAUUACUGAAGACACCUCAAAAACUCCGAUGGAAGUAGAUCCCACACCUGAGCCUCCCUCCUCCACACCCGAGAAACCCUCGGACCCGUCUCCCCUUGGUCCCACAGACCGCACACCUGAAAAAAUGGAGACAGAGUCCUCCACACAUGCCCCUAAGCCUGAUACAACCAAGAAAUCAAGAAUGAGCAUCGAAGUAAUCUACGACAAGGCCAGGGCGCCUCCCCCGAAGCCAAAGGAGCUCGUGGAGAUCGACGAGGACGGUGAGAAAAUAAUCCUGGAUGCCUCUCAAGAGGACUCCACCCCCAAGGAUCCAUCCUACGAGACUUGUGAGACUAAAUCGGCAACUGAUAGCUACAAAUCAGUUCCAAGUGUUAAGGAAUGCGACACCACUGACAAUCAGCUGCCCAAUGGAACUGAUAUUAAAGCUCAAGGUUCAGACACCACUCUGAGCAUUUCCGUGUCGACGAAUGAAUCCUCGGGGCCUCUGAAGACCCCUAGUAAACCUCCCGAGCUUCUCAACUUAGUCAGUGACAGCGAGGGAGACUCCUUUAUGAACGAGGAAAAACCAAAAGCGACGAUCAUUCCAGUGGAAAAGGAGCUCAACCUCGUUGUGAAAGUCAAGUGUCUUCUUCAAGUGAAUGAGUCUACGAAGGAAGUCUCGGGGAAGGAAUUCCUCUCAAUUGACUUUGAGCAUUGCCCAGAACUGCACGUAUCCAGAAGGAGAAACAGUGAUGUUUCUGCACUAGCUGAUGUAUCUGAUAAUAAAGAUCCAACAUCUCCAGGAUCUGUCACCAGCAAUCCCCAGCCAUAUACGUUGGGACCCUCGAGGCUCUCCCUCAUGUCCUCAGCAAGUACUUCGAGCUCCUCAUCGAGCGGGUCUGGAAAAACGCUGAAAGAUGCUAACCAGUUUUCUCUACCUCGAGGCAUUCCCAAGCACGCAAAGAAACCCCUGGAGAAUAUUGACGAGACCACAGAGAAGAUUAAGAAAGAGUGGAAGAACGUCUAUCUUCUCACCUCGGGAAUCUUGAAUUUUGUCAAUGCUGAGGUUCUCGCCUGUGAUCUCCUAAAUGGAACCACUGAGGAGACCCUGGGUAGACUGACAGCCUCAACUCCAGAGGCUGCUGUCGUCGCGACCCCCAAGAGCAGCAAAAAAGGUAGACUGCCGAAGCGUUCGCGUCAGAACUCGAGGUCCUCUAGGACAAAUGGCCUUGGAAAGAUGUCCCCAAGUGUUCUGUCGACUAUCGAGUCGAAGAGUGAUACAGAGGGAAACGAAUCCCUCAUCUCAGAAAUCUCCACUCCAUCCAGACAGAGUGGGAGAUCCCUCAGUAUCCUGAGAAAUCAGACACCUGUGUACGACCCCAGUGAUGCACUUGUGGGGAAGGAGUGCUUUGCUAAAUGGUCCGAUAACAAUUAUUAUCCUGGGAAAGUCAUCAGUAAAUCGAAGGGUAAGUUUAAAGUGAACUUUCUCGAUGGAAAAAACAAGAUGCUCAUCGAGGAGUUUGUCAUUCCCAUGUUGAGGACUCUGGGAGAAGGCCUGUCGGUUUAUGCAAUGACUCCUGAAGAAUAUGGCUCAUGUGGGAUUAUUGUUGCUGUGGAGAAAGUAAAGGACGAGGUUUUAUACACUGUGGAGACUGAUGAGGGGGAGAAGAUCAAGGUGCCCAUCAAGGAUAUCUUUCUCACUGCUGAUCAAGCACAAUUCCUUAGGGAGGUUGUAGAUAACGAUGUUAAGAGCCCUCCUAGCACUCCGUCGAUGGGGAAAGUCACCAUGGAUAAUAUCGUGGAGGGAUCCAGGAGGAAUAAGUCCAGUGUUCUGGGGACUCCCAAAUCCGGGAGAUCCAAGAGGAGCUCCAAGAGCACAGACAUUGAGGCAUCUGGCUCUGGAGUUCUCUUGAAGAAGAAGGAAGAAUCUGGGUCUGAUUCCUGUUUCUCUGGAGAUAAUACUGAUGUCGAGGGUGUCCAGCUGGAGCUCGUUGAGACCCCCAAUGACAUGGCCACCAAGGGACCUGCCAGCAGGGUCAAGGGCAAGGCCAAAGGCAGGAAGAAGGAGGAUCAGGAGAUCAUAGCUACAUUGGGACCUGUCCCUGAGGGGUCCAGUCUCUUCAAGGGACUCUCCUUCAUUCUUACUUGUGCUCCUCUUGAGUCUCUGGAUAGAUACAAAGUUGAGAAGGUCGAGUCUGCUAACUCGGAGACUGAGACCGAGAAUGAAGCCGAGUGGAGCAGAAUCCCAUUUGUUAGGGAGAGACUCACCGCUCAGAUCACGGGAUGUGGGGGAAAGGUUUAUGAGGAGUUUAAGGAUAUUCCUGUGGAGGAAUAUAAGAAUACUAAGUUGAUUACGAAUGUUCCCAAUAUUACCGCCAAGAGCCUCCUCUGUCUGUCUGUGGGGAUUCAUCCGGUCAAUCACAGAUGGGUCAUCAGGUGCUGUCAGGAGAAUAAACUGGUGAACGCAUCAGAGGAAACCUUACCAGCUGGAUGGAGUUUCGACAAAGAAGCAUACGUUGAUAUGUACCAGAGGCCCAAUGCUAAACCCCUAGGUCAUGCAGUGAUUGUUAUGCCAAAGAUUCCAUCCAACGAACGGUCUAUUAAAUUCUGGCAAAGGGUCAUUGUUAAUGCCGGAGGGGCUUUUCGUGCCAUUGAAAACCAGACUGAGACAUUCAUGGAAGGCACAGUAGUCCUUGCUAAUGGAAAAUGUCCUAAUUGGAUGAAGGAGAAGGCAGCAGGCUGGAAGAUUCCCCUGGUAACAACGACCUGGCUCGUCCAAUCUUUGAUCGAAGGAAAAAUGAUGCCAUACGGGGCUCACCCACUCUACCAGCACAACUAUCCGAAAAAAUAAAGGGAUUCAAUUCCAUUUUGAUACGAUUGCGAGAAGGAAUGAUUUCUUAACUAUCCAGAUUCAUUUAUUGUAUCGCAGAUGCAAUUGCAUCGGGUUUUUCUUUUUGUUUCUUUAUUGUUUCUCUUCUUUCUCAUGUACGACGUGUCCCUUUUUGUCGUCUACAGGCUUAUGUCGCAUUUAAUGUUGAAAUUCAUUUUUUUUUCACUUAUAACUGUUUCCAUGGGAAAUAGUUGAUGAGUUAUUUUACACUUAUGAUUUAUCUUGUGUUGUUGACAAAUGGCGAGUAUUUAUUAGUUACUCGCAGGCAGGGAAAAAAGUGGGGAAUGAGGUGAAUCGCCUUGAAUCACAGUGAAACAAAUACAAGACUAUUCGAAGGAUUCCACUGAACCAAAUUGAAACAUUUGAACUGAGACUCUUUACGGGAGCUUUGAUAGAAAUGUUAUCAAUCGUAAACGUAUAUGUAAUACUUGUAUCAACUUUUGUUUACCUAAGCCGUAGCGACUGUACAUUUUUUCUGGUGAUAAGAAGAAAAAGCGAUAAAAAUAUAUUGACAUAUUUUGGCAA
Messenger RNA from Fopius arisanus, 4304 nucleotides. RefSeq names its product tumor suppressor p53-binding protein 1. Gene Ontology annotation, molecular function: histone binding. Bases 297 to 3740 code for a protein of 1147 amino acids. The transcript has 3 exons. The record is from RefSeq and is a predicted model, not a curated record. Lineage: Eukaryota; Metazoa; Arthropoda; Insecta; Hymenoptera; Braconidae. Gene Ontology annotation, biological process: DNA damage checkpoint signaling; positive regulation of transcription by RNA polymerase II. Gene Ontology annotation, cellular component: nucleus.